This is a messenger RNA of Prunus armeniaca (apricot), 360 nucleotides long. The record is from the annotation of a GenBank genome assembly. Lineage: Eukaryota; Viridiplantae; Streptophyta; Magnoliopsida; Rosales; Rosaceae.
AUGACUCCGGAUGGAAGAGUCACUUGCGUUUGUGAGUGCGAUUUGAGAGUUUUUGCAAAGGCGAUUUUCAGCGAUCUAUCUUGGCAGUAUAGGCGAUUUCCGGCGAUAUUGUCACGGUGGAGCGAUUUCAGGCAACUUUCGCCGCCUGAGUCUCCGUGUGGUAGUGAACCCAAUACGUUCAAUGGGGAGUCAUCAAACGAUCAUAGGGAUACCGGUAGCGAGGCACUGAGCUUCGACAAUGGCAGUAGUGAAGAUGGCGAGGUUGAGGUCGUCGGCAAGAGGGUCAACGCCGUAUCCUCAUUUGGUAGGGGUAAGGUUAUGCCCACAGAAAGGGCAGUGCUGUUAGCUGCGGUGCCGUGA